GUAUUCAAGACGGGCAAGCACCUGACUCGGCAAAACCCCGGCGCCCGAGCUUGGAAAUUCGGACGACACUUCAAGUCAUCAAAUUCAGUCGGGGUCAGCCACAAUCGUGUCAAUUAACGAGUGGCAUAAAUCCACAUAUAACAAUGUAUUAUCGUUGAGAUACAUCUCUUAUUUACAAGCCUUCCAUCCAGAAUGGGAACUCUUCGAAAAGUGGCCAUUUUGAUAUUGGUCAUCUCCUUUUUCACAUUCGUUGCCUUCUUUGGUCGACUACCAGCCUUGCGCAAUACUCCUAUUGGCGCACUUCAUAGAUUACUAUGGAUUCAUAUACCAGCAACUCUCCGGUCAUGGGACCAAAGAUUGACACAGGGACGUUUAAGCGCUUGGGUGACCAGACAAGCGCACAUUCUCUGGAACGACAGACAUCCUAUUGUUAUGGUGAGAGACAGAACUUUUGCUUUGUGUUAUUUGCUCUCGAUCUCGUUUUUUCAAAUGCUCCACUCCCUAAUGCUGCAGUGGGGAUGGCUGUGAUUCUGUGUCAAAGAACCAUCUUGAACGUUUCUCCUUUCUUGUUCUUGUCCAAGUCAUCUAUAUAUGUAGAACCUUACUAAGCCACAUAGAUCUUUUUUAUCCUUCUCCUCUCGGUAUCGGAAGUAAUGUUUCUUCCUCCAGCCUGGCAACUACUCAGCACCGCCAGGAAAGUCACUUCUUUCAUACUUCUUUCCCUUCCGUACAUAUUUUUGUGGGCAUCCGCUGCUCUGGAUCCAGGAUAUAUCGGGCCUGAAAAUCACAGUCAAGCAAUGAGUCUCUACCCAUACGACUUCACGAUAUUCCAUCCUGGUCAGACAUGCAACACAUGCAAAUUGCUGAAGCCGGCCCGCUCCAAGCACUGCAGCAUUUGCAAGAGAUGUAUAUCCAAACUAGACCAUCACUGUAUCUUCAUCAAUAAUUGUGUCGGCUAUAAUAAUCAGAACUAUUUCCUCCUGCUCCUUUGGACUACUGGAGCCUUGACCUCCUACGCAACCUAUAUCGGCUUUUCGAUCCUCUCAGACGAGGUCCGCAAGGAGAUUCCAUCAUGGACGAUCCGCGGCAAGGGUUUCACUUGGUCACAGUUUGUCAAUGUCUGGGCUUGGGUGCUUCAAGAAUAUACUCGCAUCGGUGCCGUCACACUACUAUGUCUGCUGACUACACCACUGAUCUUCGGACUCCUCGGCUACCACAUCUACCUUAUUUGGGUGGGUACCACCACCAACGAAUCAAUGAAGUGGUCCGAUUGGCAAAUCGAAAUGUCAGACGGCUAUGCAUUCAAACGCUCACUUGCCACAGACCGCCAAAAAGAUGAACGCAUCGAACCAGCAUGGACUCGAUGGCCCGUCGAAAGUCAACAAGUCGUUUUGCGAACUGAAGAUGGACAGCCUCCCAGAGGACCUGGCGCGAUUGGGAUUGGUGAGUGGGAGAGGGUGUGGAAGUUGGCAGAUGUUGAGAAUCUGUAUGAUCUAGGUUUCUGGGACAACCUGGCUGAUGUGUUUCUCCCUGUGAAUGGAUUCCGAGAUCGUGAGGAUGCGAGUCCUGAGGCCAGGAGGAGUCGCUCAUCGUCAGCUUCAGAGACCGACGCUCUCGUUCCCCAAUAA
Molecule: messenger RNA, 1628 nt
Organism: Cadophora gregata
Lineage: Eukaryota; Fungi; Ascomycota; Leotiomycetes; Helotiales; Ploettnerulaceae
Gene: SWF1
Product: palmitoyltransferase swf1
Exons: 2
Coding region: 654-1628 (324 amino acids)
Biological process (GO): peptidyl-L-cysteine S-palmitoylation; protein targeting to membrane
Cellular component (GO): Golgi apparatus; endoplasmic reticulum
Molecular function (GO): protein-cysteine S-palmitoyltransferase activity
Source: RefSeq, a predicted model, not a curated record